Serpula lacrymans var. lacrymans S7.9 is the source of this 722-nucleotide messenger RNA. RefSeq lists its product as uncharacterized. The transcript has a single exon. Lineage: Eukaryota; Fungi; Basidiomycota; Agaricomycetes; Boletales; Serpulaceae. The coding region runs from base 168 to 452 and encodes 94 amino acids. The record is from RefSeq and is a predicted model, not a curated record.
ACGAGAAGUUCCAUGACGCGCUAGACCUCAGUCCCCUUCUCCCCACCCUGGAAUUAUCUUCGCAUACCACCGAUAUAAUUGGAAGCCCGAACCUCAUUUUGAAGAACAUAUCCUCGGACGAUGUCUUCUCUUCUGCAUCCCGUUCACCUGAUCGACGUCCGCUUCAAAUGCGUGAUGUUUCCUCGUCUCCGGUAUCUCGCCCUUCAUGGUCCCUUCGCGCAGCAGGGUCACCUUCCCUGACUGUUGCUCCCCAGCUGCAACCACCUUCCGAGGACUCGUCAGCACUCGUGUUUUCUCGCAACCGUGCAUACCGCGCAGUCCCAGAAUUUGAUUUAGCUUUAGCUAUGCAGCUUCGGCCUGGACUCGGCAUCGGUGCUGAUCCAGCGUGGAUGGUUCGAUUUUUGAUGGCUAUGUUUGGCUGGUUCACAGUUCUCUUGACUGGAAGCCGCUAAUUAAACUCACUUCACGCAAUGUUACUCAACUCCACGGAUUCUGGCAUUCCCCAAGUCAACUCAAGUCGCGCCCCGCGCCUCAGUUCACAUGUUUGCUUUUACAUUCCAUUCUAGAAAUCUUAUGUCCGCAUCAUUAGCAGUUAUGGAGUUCAUUUAUACGCAAUGGGACCGUCGCUCGUUCAUAUUUUCAUAUUUCCCCCGCAUCGCAUUUAUUUGCAUUACCGUCACCAUCAUGCAAGUUGCACUUAUAUUUCAAGUACUAGUACCCAC